GAUGACGGCGCCGAAGUAGCGGUACAUACAUUUACAUUACAUUACUAAAGCCGCGUGUCCACCGCACAUCCGUCACCCGAGCGCCGUCAUCCCGGCCGCCGAAAUUGCGAGUAGAUCGGCGUGACCGCUAGAUCGUCGCCCGAGAUUUUGACGGGCCGAUGUGCCGGCAAUACAAAACACGUAUGAACUUGUCCACACACUGCCGUCGCCGUCGCAUCGUACACGAGCUCAGUUAUUAUUUUGUUUGUAAUCAAUUAUCAUUAAUUAGUAUAACAUUGUAAUAAAAAUGGCGAAAAAAUUUAAAUACGAUAUUUAUUCAUUAAUAGAAAGUAAAGAAUGUUUGUGGGAUAAAACCAAGGAAGUGUCCAAAGAUAAAGUUUUGCGUAGAAAUGCAUGGCGCGAUGUUUGUGCCUUUUUAGAGCCGAACUUUGAGGAUAUGGACCAGAAAAACAAAGACGAAAUUACAAGUGCUGUCAUGAUCAAGUGGAGUAAUAUUCGAGACAUAUUUAUAAAGUCCCUUAAGACUAAGUCAGGACAAGCCGCAAAAAAGUACAUUUACAGUGAUAACCUACAAUUUCUACUCAAGACUGCAACACCCGACGAAACUGAUUCAAGCAUACCAACUCAAAAUGAUUCUGAAAGUCUUCCCGAAAGCCAACAAACAUCACAUAGUAACCUAGACCAAUCAAUACCUUCCCCAUCCACAUCCACAUCCACAUCUACCAUGAAUCGAAGGGGAACGAAAAGGCUAAAUGCGGUCUAUGCAGAAAUAUUAAAAGCUAUACAGGCAAAUUCCGCUGAAUCGGAAUCUGAAUUAAUUGACGAUGACCGUGCAUUUAUGAUAUCUCUCCUUCCAUCCGUCAAACAAUUGAACGACGAGGAUAGGUUUGACUUUAGAAUCGAAGUUAUGCAAUUGCUUCGCAGAUUUAAAAACCGCAGUCGUUUCGCUACACCUAGCGAUCAUGGUAACUUCCACCAACUGAAGCAUGAAACCCAGCAGUAUGCACCUCAGCAAGGAAACCAACUGAUUUCACCCCAGCAUGAAACUCAGCAAUAUGCACCUCAGCAAGGAAACCAACUGAUUUCACCCCAGCAUGAAACCCAGCAGUUCACACCUCAGCAACAAAUAAAAUCUAUUAGUGGAUUAUUUUCCCAAGAUUUUUCUAAAAAUUAG
This is a messenger RNA of Acanthoscelides obtectus, 1174 nucleotides long. The record is from the annotation of a GenBank genome assembly. Lineage: Eukaryota; Metazoa; Arthropoda; Insecta; Coleoptera; Chrysomelidae.